Messenger RNA from Python bivittatus (Burmese python), 1213 nucleotides. It is a transcript of the gene DERL2, whose product is annotated as derlin 2. The record is from RefSeq and is a predicted model, not a curated record. Lineage: Eukaryota; Metazoa; Chordata; Lepidosauria; Squamata; Pythonidae.
GCAUCGAGAAGAUACCGUGGGCAGAGGCAGAGCUUUAGGCGGCAGCGCCAAGAUGGCGUAUCAGACCUUCCGACAGGAAUACCUGCAGGUGCCUCCUGUCACACGGGCCUACACUACCGCCUGCGUCCUCACCACUGCUGCUGUGCAAUUAGAAUUAAUCACACCUUUUCAACUGUACUUCAACCCAGAAUUGAUAUUUAAACACUUUCAAGUAUGGAGGCUGAUUACAAACUACCUUUUCUUUGGGCCAGUUGGAUUUAAUUUUUUAUUUAAUAUGAUAUUCUUAUAUCGCUACUGUCGAAUGCUUGAGGAAGGAUCAUUUCGAGGCCGGACAGCAGACUUUGUAUUUAUGUUCCUUUUUGGUGGACUGUUAAUGACUCUUUUUGGCUUGUUUGUCAAUUUGGUUUUUUUAGGGCAAGCAUUUACAAUAAUGCUAGUAUAUGUCUGGAGCCGCAGAAAUCCCUUUGUUCGCAUGAAUUUCUUUGGGCUUCUCAUCUUUCAGGCCCCAUUUCUUCCAUGGGUUCUCAUGGGAUUUUCACUUUUAUUGGGAAACUCCAUUAUAGUAGAUCUUCUAGGCAUUGCUGUAGGUCACAUAUAUUUCUUCUUGGAAGAUGUCUUUCCAAAUCAGCCUGGGGGAGGAAGGCUUCUAAAAACACCAUCCAUAUUGAAACUAAUAUUUGAUACACCAGAAGAAGAUCCCAAUUACAAUCCACUGCCUGAAGAAAGGCCAGGAGGUUUUGCCUGGGGUGAAGGUCAGCGCCUAGGAGGCUGAGAUCCAGCAAACACCUUUGAGGAGAGACUAGGCAAGCAAACCGUCCUGGAGAACUGUUCUGUUCUCUUGUGCAUAAAGGAAGUUUUGACAACUCUGAAUAUGCAAAACAUUUUUUCAAAAAUGAAAAAAAAAUUACCUGAUCAAAAGACAUUUUUCAAGGAACUGAAAACAACCUUCAAACCCUCUUGGAGACUUUUGCAUUGAUUUGUUCAGAAAUGAAUGACCCAAGCCAAGAAAAACUGGAAAUGCACAUUCUUGUGUUCUUCAGUUCAUGUGUAAAAACAAAUAUUUGUAAGGCCUUUUUCAGUUUUAUUUCAUACAGGACUGGGUAACUGCAGAAGAUGAAUAAAACUGUUCAUUUUAUUUUUCCAUUUUCAUUAGAUAAUUAAACAGGCAAGCUUACUUGACUUGCUGGCCAUGCAACAGUGCCUGUGAAACAAA